GUGAAAUCAACCUAAAUUUAAUUAUACCAAACCAGCAGAAGGAAGGGGGAAAACUAAGAGCAAUCCAAACUAGGUGCCUGGACAAAUACUCCAGUCUUACACUCGGACCCACAACAAGAUCAGCAAUUUGAAGAAAAGUGUUAGCUGAUUAAAUCGACUCCAGUACUUAACUAGUACUUUAUUUUAUCGACUCUGAAAGGAUGAAAGACAAAUCUGACUUCGGAGGGAUUAGAACGCAGACCAUAAAGAGCUAAGAAUAUAUACCACAAGGCAUUUUGUCCUACGGGCUAACGAUUCAGUCAGUAUCUUAGUUGAGAAAGAAUAACGUAUUUUUGUUUAUAUUCAUAAUUCUUCUGCUUCGGUGUGAAUCAGUUCAUAUUUCUUUUGUGACACGAAACUUACCUUUCGCCCAAAUAGUUUGUACCUAAGUCAUCCAGCGCUCUGAUCCGGUUUACAAGUAAGUGCAGUAUUUGAUUGUCACUUGUUAAAGCGACAUGUCUUUAGGAAACGAGGAGAAAAACAUUAACGUUCCAAAAUGGUUAUCAGACUGUAAAGAAGCGAUCACAUCUUCUACGGAAUGGAAACAAUACAUUUUGACAUUAAACGAUGCCAUAAGACAACAGUUGGAAGACAGCCAUGUACCAUUCUUUACCGACCUCAGCCAGACCAGCAGAAUUCAUUUCGUGGACACAGCAAUGAGAGCCACAGAAAAUGGUACAGAUUACAGAUCAAUACACGACAAAGUAACCAGUUUGGUCAAUCACCAUCUUCACACUUCAGCCAUCUCUCAUUCUCAUCGACCUUACACCAAAUCUCAAGGGAUUAUUCAACAAACCUAUGAAGGCAUAGAAUACUUACUUCACCGCUGGCCCUUCCUCAGGUCUAAAUUGACCAUUUUCUUUAACUGUCCUCUGCCAAAACACCUACGUCACUUAAUCUGGAAGACUUUCUUAGCAGAUGCAAAAGCUUCUCACAUGUUUCUGGCCCAAUGUAAGGAUGAUCCAGACAAACGAAAGCUAUUCAAUCGAGAAAUAUCAGAAAACUGCAGAAAAUUUAUAAAACGAAUAAACCUGCAGGGAUUAAAUGGUUCAGAGGGUGCCUUUUAUUGUAUGAAAAGCAUUCUAGCAUUUUACCUGUCGGUUGCAGAACAACCAGUGUCUCUGGAUCCCAAGGAAUAUUUCAUCACUGUACCAUUCCUUCUAGUUGCUAUGCAACAUAUCCAAAUUACAAAUCCAGUCCCUGAUAAAGUUCUUUCACUUCUGAUUGAAGAAUAUUGCUCAUUCAUGAAGAACCUUCCCAUGUUUGUACAAGAUUCAGACAAGGAUCUAAAAUCUUUUACCAAAAACGUUAUACAAACAUUGAGGCAGAAAUACCCAAAUGCAGAACAAGUGUUUGCCCAAAAAUGUGGUGGGGUACAUCAAGAAGCUGCUAUCACAUCCGACAAUGACAGGGAAUUCAUUCAAAAGAUGUCUGUUUUACUGAAACCGAUCAUCCAGAAUAUGUUUGUUGUUUACUUUAAUCUGGAAACUCUUCUGUAUGUCUGGGAUCAGUAUAUCAUCACAGCCGACAACACAAGCUUCCAAAACUCUUGGCUGAUUGCUGUGACUGCUAUUUCAUUGAAUUGUCUCAAAGACUCUCUGAGAAAUACCACAUCAGCUGACAUUAAUUUAAUAUUACUUGAAAACUGGCCCAUGAUCACAGUUUUGGAUCUACAAUUUGAGGUAAAGAAUAAAUUCAAUGAAGAAUUUGAAAGUCUUUUAGAUGUCAGUCAGCAGAGAAAAAUGACCUUCCUUGACCCAUCUCUCAACAACACUUUCUGGCAGAAAUGGUACAAUUCCCCAUCACUAGAAUACACCCAACCUCAAGACAGGCGUCUGUUCAAAGAGAUUCUACAUGCAGAAAAAGAAAGAAUCAAUCAACAAUUGGAAAGAAAUCAAUUGGAAAUCCAAAGAGAGAAACUUCAAUACAAGCAACAAUUAGAAGAACUCCUGGAACAAUCUAGAAACGAGAAACAAUUGAUGCUGAGAGAACAGAACAGUUUACAAGAAAAACUAAAUAAAGAGAUAGCAGAUCACAAAAUAUGUUCACAGAAUGCAGCAAUGAAAAUAGCUGAACUCAGUGCAGAAUUGCAAACCCUCAGAGAACAAAGUCUUAAUUUAAAUUGGGACAAUCUUUCUUUCCAGAAAUUUCCUGACUCCCCAAGGGUUCAUCCUCAAAAUACAAAUCCUUCUUCUGCUAGAACCUGUUAAACCUAAAUAAAAGAUAUGAGAGAAAAAGAAAAAAAAGAGUUAAACCUUGAGUUAAACUUGAGUAUCUGAUGAGUGAUGAACCAACCGGAAUUGAAUCCAUUUGUGACAACCACCAGGAAUUAUAUGACUUGUGUAUCGUGAGUCAACAGAGAAGGGAAUACAUGGUCAUUCAAGCUGAUAGAAAUAGUCCUCAAAUCUCCCUCAAAUUACACCUUACAUUUUUGAAAAUGUAGAACACUUUGGCGAAUGUAGUCCUAGAUAUAACUGGAACACAUUAUAGGUUUGCUCUGAAAGACCUGACUUGGAAUUACAACCAUAACAACAACAACAAUAGCAAACAUAACCUGGAUAUCACAUGGUUAUCCUAAAUACAAAGCGUGAUAUCUGUUCUCAGUUUUAUUGAUCUCUAAUAUAUAAAAUAGAGAUGUGUGUGUAUUCGCUUAUCACGUGAAAACGGCUUCACCAUUUACUUCCAUACUUGUGAUGCAUGAAUAAUUUGACCUCGGAUAAAUGUUAGGCUCUUCAUUUGAUUUUUUUAUUAAAAAUAAAUAAUAUUGCUUUA
Octopus bimaculoides (California two-spot octopus) is the source of this 2811-nucleotide messenger RNA. RefSeq lists its product as uncharacterized. Lineage: Eukaryota; Metazoa; Mollusca; Cephalopoda; Octopoda; Octopodidae. The record is from RefSeq and is a predicted model, not a curated record.